Molecule: messenger RNA, 2067 nt
Organism: Yarrowia lipolytica CLIB122
Lineage: Eukaryota; Fungi; Ascomycota; Dipodascomycetes; Dipodascales
Biological process (GO): intracellular signal transduction; protein phosphorylation
Cellular component (GO): cytoplasm
Molecular function (GO): ATP binding; protein serine/threonine kinase activity
Source: RefSeq, a predicted model, not a curated record
AUGGACACUUCUUCAUACACAGAAUACGAUGCAGGAAAGCUCCUGAACAACCGAUACCGCAAAGUCGCAGACCUCAACAAGGGCUCGUACGGACAGGUAUCACUGGCCACAGACACCCACACGGAUGAGCUCGUAGCCAUCAAGUGUCUGGUCAAUUCUCCAGACCCCACCGCCGCUCGUCCUAAUGCCUCCAGAGCCUACUGCUCACGGGCCGAGAUCGACCAGGAGAUUGCCAUCCACUCGGCGCUCAAGGGACACAAAAACGUGGCCCAGCUACUCGACCACUUCACCCUCGGUAACGUCAACUACCUCGUGGUCGAAUACUGUGCCCAGGGCGAUCUGUAUGAGGCCAUUUCCGGCGGCCGUGGCCCCAAGGAAAGUGGUUGCACCCGCGAGUUCAUGCUCCAGCUGGUCGACGCCCUCAUUUUCUGCCAUUCUCGAGGCGUCUACCAUCGGGACAUUAAGCCCGAAAACAUCCUCAUCAGCAAGGCAGGUACCGUCAAGCUGGCUGACUGGGGUUUGGCCACGUUCGAGCUCCAGGCCCGCGACUUUGGCGUCGGCUCAGAACGAUACAUGGCUCCCGAGCUGUUUGACGGCGCAUCCCUGGCCGACUACAACACCCAGCAGGCUGACAUUUGGUCCGUCGGAAUCUGUCUGCUGAAUAUUCUGUUCGGCCGUAACCCCUUCACCAAGGCCUCUAGCAAGGAUAAGCUGUUUAUGGACUUUGCCGCUAACCGGGAGGCGCUAUUUGACAUUUUCCCGGCCAUGACACCCGACACGUUUGCUGUGCUGCGUCACUCGCUCACCAUCGACCCCGCCAAUCGGUCGCUGGAGGAGAUGCGGUCAGCCAUUCUGCUGGCAAACGCCUGGACUACCGACGAGGAGUUCGAAGAGUUUGCUGCCGUCGACGACAUGUCUUGCUCGGUGCCCUACUACGAUUCUGGCUUUAGCGAGACUCUGAGCGAUAAGCGAGACCGAGACCAGAACGUGGUUUCGUCCGUUCCGUCGCAUCAGUUUGUGCACUUCCAGGACUCAUUUGACAACGAUGGCGAUGUCACUCCUACUCCUGAUAACACCGACGUCGGUAAUGCUGGCACCCCCGCCAUUGCUAUCUCUUUGGCCUCUCCGGUGCUUCUGGAGGAAGACGUUGUGACCACGUGUUCCUCUCGACUGCCCCUGAGAACCCCCACGGUGCUGUCUCCCAAGCAGCACCUGGUGUCCCAGUCCCCCUGGGACCGAACCAUGCAGUUCACCCCCCCCGCUCACCGGUUCUCGUUGUCGUCCUACAAGCCCCGCAAGAAGGACAACACGAACGGCGGUGUCUCACACGCCCGGCACUCGCGGCUGAACCCUCGAAAGUGGACUGCCACGUCGGCCCACUCUAUGGAGUCCUUGUCUGAAGAGAGCGACCCCGAGUCUUUGGGUGACGAGGAUAUGUUCCGAAUGGACGACGAGGUGGUGCCCGACAAGCAGCUGAAGAAGCCGUUCAAGACGUCCAUCAAGACCCCUCGAAACAAUGGCUUUGCUCACCCCAAGCUGUCGCGAUCGCCUCCCGAUUCGGAUCUCGACGUGCCUUCGCUGUCCAACACCUCGUCGGACUCGUCCAAGGCCUCCGUCUAUGUGCCGCCCUCGCGACGACGAAACCACGAGAACAAGGGCGCUCUGUCGUCAUCCGCCAAGAAGGCUGGGGGACUUUCUUCUGGCGUUUCGCCUGCCAAGAAGUCUAGUAACCUGUCUUCUUCGCACAACUUCAAGCCCGAGGGAGUGUACCGGCCUCCGUUCCUGCGCAAGUCGCAGGCUACUUCGGUGCCAUCUGCCCCUCUGGCUGUUCCCAAGUCGAAAGCGUCCGUUUCUCUGGACUUUGCCUCGUCUUUCAAUCUCGGCAAGUCCUGGAGCGAUCUAGUGUCGGAUGAGGAGGACGACUGGAAUAACGGAUACGCUCGGGACGAAGAGGAUCAUGUCAAUGACCUCACCGACUACAUGGGCUCUGUUAGUAUCAACAACAAGUCCAAGACCGACCCCAUGAAGAUUCCUUUUCGAGAGAACUGGCAGAACUGGGUCGCCUGA